AGUAGUGGCCCACGCGCAAUGCUAGCACGUAAACCAGAUGUUGGCUCGUCCCUCAAAUCCGCUCCGUAUAAAAAUCCCCUCCCAAACUACCCCAAUCAACAACUAUUCACAGGCCACUGAAAACCGCUCAGCCGCAGACCUCACUCUUCUGCUCACGGAAAUUCACUGUUAAAACCCUAGAAGCGAAACAAAAUAUGCGUUUAUAUUCUCUGUAACUAAACCCACCAUUUAUUUCUCUCUCAAUUCGAUGGCCUCGUUUGUAGAAAUCGAUAGGUACAAUGUAAUUCCACUCUCUCUGUCUUCUCUUUGUGCUUGCCCAUGCCGUCCCACGUCGAACAAAACCCUAAUUCUCAAUCAAAGACGGUAUCCGAAAUUUAAUCUCCGUAUAGUCUUUGAUGGAUCCAAACCCAUGCUUCGAGUUCGACAAUCCGGUAUUUCCACGAACCGCUGCUUGAUUGCGGCUGCGAUGAGAGCUGAGCCGGACCGGCUUGAUGAGGACAAUGCCAAAGAGGAAGUCGACAAAGGCAAUAAUUUACCAGUAAUUGAGGAUUCAGUUUCAGAACGUCAACAGAAAGCAAGUCAGUUAAAGAAAAGGAUUGUUUUUGGACUUGGCAUUGGAAUCUCUUUUGGGGGUAUCGUACUGGCUGGAGGAUGGGUUUUCACGGUGGCCUUUGCAGCUGCUGUUUUUGUUGGUGCACGUGAGUAUUUUGAGUUGGUAAGAAGUCGUGGAAUCACUGCAGGAAUGACUCCUCCGCCUCGAUAUCUGUCACGAGUUUGCUCUGUUAUAUGUGCCCUCAUGCCUAUAGUUACCUUGUAUUUUGGCCAAAUUGAUGUUUCAGUUACAUCGGCUGCUUUCGUUGUUGCUAUGGCAUUGCUUUUACAAAGAGGAAAUCCUCGUUUUGCUCAGCUGAGUAGCACCAUGUUUGGACUGUUUUACGUUGGAUAUCUUCCUUGUUUUUGGGUUAAGCUUCGAUGUGGUUUAGCAGCCCCAGCCUUAAAUACUAGAAUAGGAUCUGCAUGGCCUGUUCUUCUUGGUGGUCAAGCUCAUUGGACUGUGGGUCUUGUGGCAACCUUGAUCUCUGUCAGCAGCAUAAUUGCAGCAGAUACAUUUGCUUUUGUAGGCGGCAAGGCUUUUGGUAGGACACAACUUACUAGUAUUAGUCCGAAGAAAACAUGGGAGGGAACUAUUGUUGGCUUGGGUGGUUGUAUAGCUACUUCUGUUGCAUUAUCAAGGAUUUUUUUGUGGCCAACAUCUCUGCUAAGUGCAAUAGCUUUUGGGUUUCUGAACUUUGUUGGGUCGGUUUUUGGUGAUCUUACGGAAUCGAUGAUCAAACGUGAUGCUGGUGUCAAAGACUCUGGAUCCCUAAUACCUGGACACGGUGGUAUACUGGACAGAGUUGACAGUUAUAUAUUCACAGGUGCGCUUGCUUACUCCUUUGUGAAAACCUUCCUACCGCUUUAUGGAGUUUGAUAGAAAAUUUUAUGACCAAUGGCUAGAGAAGAUAUCAAAUAAACCAAUUAUGGUUUUUCCUUUGCGGAAGUUAGGAGCACACAUACAUUCACUCAAAAUUCAGAAAAAUUAUGUAAGGGAAAGAGUUGAUUCUUGCCUUAACAACUUCAGAGAAGGGAAAUGAGAUUAAAAUUUCAACUCUACCAUCUCCAUAUUUUUCUUCCCAAAUUUCAAAUUUGUGUGAGUACCUCUGAUAUAAAUAUACAUGUCUUGAAUCACAUAGGAUCCAUCACCUUAGUUACUGUUGCAGUUUUUCGAUUCAAGGGCAGUACCUGCUUCUUUGCCCGAAAUUGUGAAAACUACUUAUCAAUUUCCAGUACAGUUUCUAUCUCCUUUCGACUGACCAUUUUCAAUUAUAUAUUUGGAUACCCAAUUUUAUAAGUGUGUAUUCAGCUGGGACUUGGAGAUAACAUAUUUUACAUUUUAUAUUGAUUUUCCUAUUUCAUGACGUCCUUGUUAUU
Molecule: messenger RNA, 1971 nt
Organism: Pistacia vera
Lineage: Eukaryota; Viridiplantae; Streptophyta; Magnoliopsida; Sapindales; Anacardiaceae
Product: phosphatidate cytidylyltransferase 4, chloroplastic
Exons: 7
Coding region: 248-1471 (407 amino acids)
Cellular component (GO): membrane
Molecular function (GO): transferase activity, transferring phosphorus-containing groups
Source: RefSeq, a predicted model, not a curated record